This is a messenger RNA of Dovyalis caffra, 912 nucleotides long. The record is from the annotation of a GenBank genome assembly. NCBI's taxonomy places the organism in Eukaryota, Viridiplantae, Streptophyta, Magnoliopsida, Malpighiales, Salicaceae.
AUGUCUAUCCUACCCCAACACAAAUACUACCUUGCAAGGUCUCCAACCCAUUAUCCAUGGCACCGCAAACGUGUCAUUUUUUCAGCCACUACCACCACUACAAACCCUAAGUCCAGCCCUGACCAGCUAACUAUUGAACCACAGCUUGUAAACCCACCAAACCCAGUCCCAUCUAUUAGCUCCCGUCCUGUGCUCAAUGACCCAAGUUUGCAAUCAACAUGGUCUCACCGUACAUGGGUGGCAACUGGGUGCACCACAGUGCUGGUUUCUCUAGCUAAGGGUAUAGUAGGUGCAGCUCAUUCUCAUAUCUGGUUUGAGCCCAUGUUAGCAGGCUAUAUUGGGUACAUUUUAGCUGACCUUGGAUCUGGGGUCUACCACUGGGGUAUUGAUAACUAUGGAAAUGAAUCGACACCAAUUUUUGGCAAUCAAAUUGAAGCAUUUCAAGGUCACCAUAAGUGGCCAUGGACAAUCACCAGGCGUCAAUUUGCUAAUAACUUGCAUGCUCUAGCACGAACAGUAGCAUUCUUUGUGCUUCCUAUAGACUUGGUUUGUAACGAUCCUAUUGUAAAUUCCUUUGUUGGUGUGUGCGCUGGUUGUAUCAUGUUUAGCCAGCAAUUUCAUGCUUGGGCUCAUGGAACGAAGAGCAAGUUACCACCACCAGUAGUGGCAUUGCAGGAUGCCGGAUUGCUUGUGUCAAGGUCACAACAUGCUGCUCAUCAUCGGCAACCAUAUAACAAUAACUAUUGCAUAGUUAGUGGAGUUUGGAAUGAAUUCUUGGAUAAGAAUAAGGUUUUUGAGGCACUAGAGAUGGCUUUGUAUUUUAAGCUUGGAGUGAGACCCAGGUCCUGGAGUGAGCCUACUUCUGACUGGACUGAAGACGCCGAGACCACAUCUCAGGUCGCAGUCCAAUGA